AUGCGCAUGUGUUCCCAAUUUGUGCCACCUUCUUCCAUGCUUGCGUUGCGGCUCAGAGAUCUCAGCGGCAACAACUUCACAGGGUCGAUUCCCGACUCCAUCUCCACCCUCACCACCCUCGAAGCAAUCUACAUGGCCAACAACAAGCUGAGUGGCAGUCUGCCAGCUGCCAUCAGUCGACUGGAGAAGCUCGAACAGAUCUGGCUGGACAACAACAACAUCGAGGGCCCUCUGCCAACUAGCCUGUGCUCGCUGCCCGCGCUGUGGCGCAUCGAUGUGAGCAACAACAGCCUGUACGGGCGCAUCAACCGCAACUUCAAGAACAUGGUGGCGGAUGGGACUGCCCUCAUCAACUUGGGUCACAACUUCUUCUUCGGUGAUGCCGUGCUCUUUGCUGCCGGCUGCCAAGUCUGCCCUAUGGAGAUCACUGAGCCCAACAACCUCGACAUGGGGGACACCUUUGAUGUGUUUGCCGGCAAGUGCAAUAAUCUCGCAGCUACUGGUUUCCGAGAUUAUUCGGUGGCGGGGGCAGGCAAGGAGGCGAGGGUGAGUCUGUCGGGCAACUGCCUGACGCUCAGCGCGGACGCAGAAUGCUCAUCAAACGCCACCCAGCGCAGCACGGCAGCCUGCCAGGCGUUCUGCAGCAUCACGGACAACGGCCCGUGUGACGGCCAUGGGGAGUGUGUGCCGCCUGCCCCCGCCUCCACCUCCAACUUCACCUGCCUCUGUGAUGCCGGCUACUCCACUAUCGACUUGGGCAACGGUUCUACCUGUGCCAUCGUCAACUCCACCACCACCACCGUGUCCUCCCUGUCCACGGGCGCCAUAGUGGGCAUUGCUGUGGGCUGCUUUGCGGGCUUCACCCUGCUGGCUGCUCUGGUCGCUUGGCUGCUGUGGCCCCGCGGACAAAAGAAGUGGGAGGGGCUGGAUGUGUGUGAGCAGUUCUCAAUACAUCAAAUGGCGAAGGCCACAAACAACUGGUCGGACGACAAUGUGCUGGGCAAGGGUGGCUUUGGCAUUGUCUACAAAGGCCACUCGCCUCAGGGCCAGCUGUGGGCUAUCAAGCGCUCCACAGUCAUGACCAACGACUUUGAAACAGAGGUGCGAGCAAUGGCUUCUCUCCACCACUCCCAUCUUGUUCGCCUGCUGGGCUUCUGCCUGGACCAAAACGUGGAGACGGGCAAGCAGGAGCAGAUCCUUGUGUACGAGUUCGUGGGCAACAGGGACCUAGAGUACCACAUCCACUCGACCAAGACCAAGGUGGCUGACUUUGGGCUGCUCAAGCUCCUCACUCAUGGCGAUGCUGACACCACACGGGUGGCCGGCACUCCGGGCUACGUGGACCCGGAUUACAACCGCACCCACAUCAUCACUGCUAAGAGUGAUGUCUUCAGCUUUGGCAUCGUGCUUCUAGAGUUGCUCAGUGGAAAGUCACCUCGGGUUAUGAAACACUCGCAUAUUAGAGAUUGGGCAAGAAAGAGGGUUGAGGCGUUUGAGCUGAGCGAGCUCAAGGACCCCAAGAUGCAUGCGGUGAGUGAGGAGGCCAUAGUGGGCUUUACAGACCUGGCUCUCGACUGCAUGAAGUGCCCAGGCACGCUGAGGCCGAGCAUGACAGACGUGGCAUACCGCCUCACUGCCCUCAUUGAGAAGCACUGCCCCGACAAGGAGGAGUGGGAGAUUAUUGAGAAAGAGGAGAGUGCAAGCAAUGGAGUGAUGUCCUCAAGGAAUGACUCUGAUUUGUCUUGGAACGGUGGGAGGGAUUCUCAGAUGUCUUCUGACUCACAUCCCAGUGCGAUCUCAUCCAUCAGCAUUGGCUCGAUGGCUGAUGGCGUUAGGAGCUGGCUGCAUCUGAAGCCCACCAGAGGGUACUAA
Messenger RNA from Closterium sp. NIES-65, 1872 nucleotides. The record is from the annotation of a GenBank genome assembly. Lineage: Eukaryota; Viridiplantae; Streptophyta; Zygnematophyceae; Desmidiales; Closteriaceae.